Molecule: messenger RNA, 857 nt
Organism: Maniola jurtina (meadow brown)
Lineage: Eukaryota; Metazoa; Arthropoda; Insecta; Lepidoptera; Nymphalidae
Product: anthrax toxin receptor-like
Exons: 2
Coding region: 370-681 (103 amino acids)
Source: RefSeq, a predicted model, not a curated record
CUCCUCCUUUUUUUGAAGUCGGAUAAAAAGUGGCAAUGCUAGUGGUAGUAUUGGAUAAACUAAAAAAAAAGUGGUAAGUCGUAGUACCUUAUUAUUCGCGUACCUAUAGUAAAAAAUCGCGUUGAUCGGUUGCGAGCUGCGACGUGUUCGAAGGAUUAACCAACAAACAAACACUGAAAUAUUAGAUAGGUAACAGAAUACAUAUACCUAUGGACUGAGUUAAUAAAAUUGAGGAUAUCCUGUGAUACUGUUAAGAAAAUGGGCUGUUAUACAAUGUAUGCCGUUCUAUAAACCGGUACCCUUAUCAAAGCAAGAUAGCCUUACAGCGUAUAUAUAGCAGAAAUUUCUUUCUACCUUUAUAGAGUCAACAUGAAUAAUUCAAAGGUUAUCUUCGGCGUUAUUUUGCUUGUAUGCAUAAUCCAGUCUCUCGACUGUGCUCGAGUGAGGAGAGGUGCUCCAGAAGAAGAACCUAAAAAAGAACCUAAACCUGUAAAAGAACCUGAACCUAAAGAACCUGAACCUAAAGAACCAGAACCUAAAGAACCUAAUCCUCCUAAAGGCGGUGGCGGUGAAGAUGGCGCCGGUGGGAGUUCUGGCAUACCUUUGUUAGGCGCACUGAAACUCAAGGAAUUAUUCGGCAAAUUGUCCCUAAUAUUUAAAAAAGUUGUUCCGCUUGAAUAAACGUGUUCAAUUUGCACAAAUAAAAUGACCUACUUUACCAGUUUAUAAUUGAUGCGUCGAUUUUUUGUGAAACACUUAAAAAUAUUGGAAUUAUUUUUGGAAUAGGUAUGCUUACAUUAAAUCGAUAUAUACUUUACCUUACUUUUUAUUUGAUUUGAUUGAUAAUUACAAUGUUU